CCUAAAGUUAACGACAGAGGUAAAAUACUUAGGGGUAACACUAGAUCAACAGUUGAACUGGAAAAAACAUAUUGAAACGAAAAUUCAGAAAUCUACAAUCAUCCUAUGUCAGUGCAAACGCAUGAUAGGCAAAACAUGGGGACUAAAACCGCACAUAAUGAAGUGGCUAUACCUUACAGUUGUAAGAAGCUCAAUGACAUAUGCAUCUAUAGUCUGGUGGCCAAAAGUGAUCCAAACGACAACUCAACAGGAACUUCAAAAAUUCCAAAGACAAGCACUGCUAUCCAUAACGGGCAGUAUGUGCACAACACCGACAGCUGCAAUGGAGGUAAUACUAGGAAUUCCUCCAUUACAUCUCCAUAUAAAAGAGGAAGCAACGCUUACAGCUCUCAGACUAAAAACAUGCGGACUGUGGAAACACACAAACACAGCCCACACCAACAUCUUAAAAGAGGGAAUACAAAUAAACCCAUGUAUGGAGUGGAUAUGUGAUAAAACACAAAAACAAUUCGUGAUGGACAAAACAUACAAAAUCAAUACAGAAGAAGCUAGUAACUGCUACACAAACCCUGACACCCUAGAUGUGUACACGGAUGGGUCAAAGACAGACACAGGUACUGGAGCAGGAGUCUACUGCCAAGACCUCAAUAUACGGAUUGCACAAGCGCUUGGUAAGCACAACUCAGUCUUCCAGGCAGAAUGCGUCGGCAUCACAACUGCGGCUGUUGCCGUGACCAACAGACAGGUAUGACAGACAGUCCUCUGUGCAGAGCCUGCAUGGAGGAGGACGAGACACCGCUACACGUUAUGCUCAGUUGCAGAGGCGUAACGGAACAACGAGCAACCUACAUUGGCUCCUCAGCGACACUCCAUGAGGCUAUCGGCGACCUGGGCGGCCUGCUAAGCUUCUGGAGCGAGCUCGGCUGGAUGGAAUAAAUCCAGCGGGAACCUACACCGGAGGGACCCACGCACAACGGCCAAUCAAAUGGCUAAGUGCGGAAACGGCCCAGAAUAAAGAAGAAGAAGAAGAAGAUAGGUUGAUGCUGAUGA
Molecule: messenger RNA, 1050 nt
Organism: Bicyclus anynana (squinting bush brown)
Lineage: Eukaryota; Metazoa; Arthropoda; Insecta; Lepidoptera; Nymphalidae
Exons: 2
Coding region: 122-751 (209 amino acids)
Molecular function (GO): catalytic activity; nucleic acid binding
Source: RefSeq, a predicted model, not a curated record